AGUCGUUUGGAAUAUGUGAAAGUCGAAACACAAAACAAUCGGUAGUUUUAUCAGUGAUAAUGUAAAUAUGGUUGUGCCUCGAGGUUCUACUACGAAGCCGUGUAUUAUGGCACAUACACCGCUCAAAUCGUUUACAAUAAACUCUAUAUUACCCGAAACAGCGCUCGAUGUUCGUGAAAGUACACCCGAACCUGAGGAUGAGUGCCUUAUGAAACAAGAAACAUUAUCGGAAGUGAGUGAUUGUGAAUCGGACUUAGAUGUUACUGGUACAACACCGCCUUUGGAUUGUUCUAAUAAAUCGGCAGAUGAAGAGGAUAUACAAAAAGAUGGUAAAGAAAAGAAACUAAAUGAAAAACCCCCCUAUAGUUACAAUGCUCUCAUCAUGAUGGCUAUUAGAAACAGUCCGGAAAAGCGCCUAACGCUCAAUGGCAUAUACGAAUAUAUAAUGAAAAAUUUCCCUUAUUACAAAGACAAUAAACAAGGAUGGCAAAAUUCUAUAAGGCAUAACCUUAGUUUGAAUAAAUGUUUUGUGAAGGUUCCGAGGCAUUACGACGAUCCAGGAAAAGGCAACUAUUGGAUGUUGGAUCCGUCUGCUGAGGAUGUAUUUAUCGGUGGCACAACAGGUAAAUUAAGAAGAAGAUCCACAGCUGCAUCCAGAUCUCGUCUAGCCGCCUUUAAACGAACUCUUUCUCUAUAUUCCCCCCUCCAAUCCUGUUACCCAGGUUUCUACCCACCAUCCCCUGCACUUUUAGCUGCAGCUUACUCCCGAUAUAACCCUUAUCUACACGCACCAACACCAACAAACUUCCUGGCUCGACCUACUCCCAUUCAACCCCAAAACUUAUCAGUUAACCCUCCGUCGAUGGAAUUGAAUAGUUCUCCGAUAUUCCGACCGCCCCAUUCGCUUUUCGAAAUGUACAACAAUUUACGAUUAGCUGUACCGUUACAGUAUCCCCUGCAAAUUCCUGGUUUAGCUGCAGCCAACGGUCUGAAUGGUUUGAAUAUACCUUCGUCGAGUUGCUCGAGUCCACAAGAAACAAGACCUUCCGGCGAAGGCCUACUCAAGCCAGUAACGAUUAUUACUAGGAACAAUUAAUGUUUAGUGAUUCUGUGAUUAGUUUUAUCUAAAAGGCUAGGUAUUCCAUUUUUGAUUCCAAGAAAUUGAAAAUUGGCCCACAUUUUAUUAAGUUAGUAUAAAUUCUACAGGUUAUUAGAAAUAACUGAAAUAACCUCACAUUUAAGUGUAAUAUUGACCAGCCCCACGGAUUCACUACCGUAAAUUUCGAAUUUUCUCUUUCUUCUGUUUUGGAAUCAACUUUUCAUUUUUUGUUAAAAUAUUUUCAGUGUUUAAUAAGACAACAGCAAGCCGCUUACUGCGUUUUCUUUUAGAUCGAACAGAGGACGAAAUGGGUGCAUUCGACAAGCUUGGUUGAGGUGUUGUCGAGCGUUAUCUGAUAUUGAAGUCAAUUGCAGUCUUUGUAGAGGUUUUGCACGUACCAAAAGCGGUUGUGCUUGUUCUUCUGUAAGAUAAGCGUAGUGAGGAAUGAUUGAGGGAUUGAAUGGAACUACACCCCUUGCUUUGGAAGAAGACACCGCGUUUUUCAUAGUAGCAGAUUUCUCUCAUGAAGAAGCCAGUAGAUGUCUGAAUUGUAAUCUAUUAAUUCAUCGUUGGCGAUUGGCAGAAAUGGCUUCGUAAUAGAAUGAAGAAACAUCUGUUUAAUGUCUGCAAGUUAAGUGGUACGUGGUCGGUAAACAGAAUAAAAUAAUUUGAUUUCCAGACGUAUAUUCCGGCAUUUCCACCUUCCUCCAAUGGGAUUAAAGCCCAUCCAAAAGUAAUGGGACUUUUCCUGUGGAUUUUAUAGACACAAAUUGUUAUUUGAGUCCUUUGAAGAUUUCUUUAUAUAUAGAUCCUGGAAGAAUUCUAUUUUCUUAUUCGGGUUUUUUAGUUUUUCUCUUUAGCAUGCACCUCGACAGAAUGAAGAAUUUCGAUAAUCUAAAGCGUUUCUCCUUUCUCUUAUGACGCAACAUUUUUUGAGUUUUUGACGGCAACAACAUGCUCAUGGCGGUUGUUCAAUUGCAAGCCCGCUCUUCGUCGAUAUUACAAAUGUGCCCAGCCUUGUUCAUUGAGUCGUUUUCAAUCAAUGUACGUUCCAAAAGUGAGAAAUAUGUGGAAGCAAUCUGUGGAAAAAUGUAGCAGAAACUCCUUCAGAUUUUCGUAUGAUGACCACGGAUAACCGGUAUUAGAACGUACAAAGGAUUGCGUUGAUGCAAACCCAUGUUGUAACUUUUUCAGUCACCAUUUUAAGCUCAUUUUGAACUUCUAAUGUAGAAGAAGCUUUUACUGUGAAGGUCUCCGCAUCUCUUUCGCCGGCAAAUUGUGCUCUGGAAUACCAACAUGGCGACCUUCUUCACAAAUAUUCAUAUCUUCGUUGUCAACUGCAGAAAUAACUUCAGAUAACUAUUCUAGUGUCCAAUUACCUUUCUUGGUGUUCCGCAUUCUUUCGUAUUUCGUUGGCAUUGAUAGAGCACAUGAUAUCUGUUAAUUGACUAUAUGAUACAAAAUACUAAAUAUUUCAUUAGAUGUGUCAGCUCAUUUUACUCUAUGACGAGAGACGGUGCAUUCUGUUAAUACAAACCUAUUGGCGUAUUUGCAUUAAAGUGAGGCUAGACACACUCAAUUAUAAACAUGUGAUCGUGUCAUAGUGUGAUUGAUAAUAACCUGCACUCAAUCGGACUCUAGACCGUCCAAAAAUUUCAACGAUAGCUGUAAGAUCUUCUGAAUAAUAUUGUCAAUAAACAAGACUAAAUUUAACAGUGCAGCGACUUAAAUGAUUGACACAGUGCUGUCAGGUUUGAGUCUCACCUCAUACGCCAACUCUUUUCGAUUCUAGUCCCAGAGUACAAGAAACUGGGUCGAUAAGUUGCGCGCCAUUUUAGCUUGUAAACUGGCGGCCCCAACUUAGCCACUUCUUAAGGUCAGCAGAGAUAUGAAAAUGCCGAACGGAAAAAUCGGCUCAAAAACCUUGAGUAUAAGUAGUUGCUUUGAGAUUACUGAAAUCAAAUGGAGCAAACAUUUGGUGCAAAUUAACAUCGUGUCAAAAUUAAUGUUUCAAUUGCUCUAUAAUGAAAUAAUCGAAUUCAUAAACUUGGAUAUUGUGCAUGAUAAUUGAAUUAAUAUACAAAUGCAUAUCAGAAUUUCAAAUGGAAUGCCUUUUUUAAGCCGAUUUGUCAAAUAUGUAUAUAAUGAAUGUAUAAAUUAGUUAGUAGAAUCUUGUAUAUUUUUGCAAAUGAAUUAAUUGUGUAUCAGAUAGAUACUUAGCGUUCACUGUCAAUUGGAGAGCACAAGUUGUGUAAUAAAUUUUAUUAUUCAUUCAGUGAA
Diorhabda sublineata is the source of this 3379-nucleotide messenger RNA. RefSeq names its product fork head domain transcription factor slp2-like. Gene Ontology annotation, molecular function: sequence-specific double-stranded DNA binding; DNA-binding transcription factor activity. The transcript is spliced from 3 exons. Gene Ontology annotation, cellular component: nucleus. Gene Ontology annotation, biological process: regulation of transcription by RNA polymerase II. The record is from RefSeq and is a predicted model, not a curated record. NCBI's taxonomy places the organism in Eukaryota, Metazoa, Arthropoda, Insecta, Coleoptera, Chrysomelidae. The coding region runs from base 68 to 1096 and encodes 342 amino acids.